Messenger RNA from Drosophila elegans, 2325 nucleotides. RefSeq names its product ras-related protein Rab-23 (gene Rab23). The coding region runs from base 281 to 1087 and encodes 268 amino acids. The record is from RefSeq and is a predicted model, not a curated record. Gene Ontology annotation, molecular function: GTP binding; GTPase activity. The transcript has 3 exons. Lineage: Eukaryota; Metazoa; Arthropoda; Insecta; Diptera; Drosophilidae.
CCGUAAGUCAGGCUUGGCAUUCAAAUUUCGAACGCGUCGAGCAACAACAGUUCGAAUUUGGUGAAAUCAAUGCGUAGAAAGUGAAUCGAGGCUUACGCAAAGUUGGGGGAAAAGUGAAAAGCUGCGGAAAACUUGGCUGGCCAAAAAACAAAAAUACAUUUGGACGCAACUGCAUUUGGCUGCUUAAGACUGAGAUUGCGUGCUCCACUCGAUUUACCUGGCCAGGAGCUGGAGCCACAGCCACACACCUGGACGAGCGGCGGUCCACCUGCCGGCUUAGAUGCGUCUGAUCCAAACGGCAACUGGCGGUGCUGCUGCGACCGUUCUGCAGACCCAGUCCCAGUCGCAGUACAACUACACCAGCAUGCGUGAAGAUGAUAUCGAGCUGGCCAUUAAAGUGGUCAUUGUGGGUAAUGGCGGCGUGGGCAAAUCUUCGAUGAUCCAGCGCUACUGCAAGGGCAUAUUUACCAAGGACUACAAGAAAACGAUUGGAGUGGAUUUCCUAGAGCGCCAGAUUGAGAUCGACGGCGAAGAUGUGCGCAUUAUGCUGUGGGACACCGCCGGCCAGGAGGAAUUCGACUGCAUCACAAAGGCCUACUACCGCGGUGCCCAGGCCUCCGUGCUGGUCUUCUCGACGACGGAUCGAGCUUCGUUCGAUGCGAUCAAGGACUGGAAACGCAAGGUGGAGAACGAGUGCAACGAGAUACCCACGGUGAUUGUGCAGAACAAGAUCGAUCUGAUCGAACAGGCGGUGGUCACCGCCGACGAGGUGGAGACGCUGGCCAAGCUGCUCAAUUGCCGGCUCAUUCGCACCUCCGUCAAGGAGGACAUCAACGUGGCGUCCGUGUUCCGCUACCUGGCCACCAAGUGCCAUCAGCUGAUGACCCAGAGCUACGAUCAGGCCGCCGGAAAUGCGCAGAACUCCAGCCACCCGCCCUACAGCAGCACGCCCACGAUCAGCGCCUUUAGUCCGACCUUCACCAAGUCCAGCAGCGGCACCAUCGUCCUCCGUCCGGCGAAGAAAGGUCAUGGCUCCAGCGUGGCCCGGAAGCGCAAAAUAGUGCUCAAGAAGUGCGGAAUAUUGUGAAGAGUAGUCGAAAUAGCUGGAUGGAUGGAUGGAUGGAUGGAUGGGGCGACUUGGCUGGCAAUUAAUAAUUGGAGCAUAUUUAACGCUUAAUUAUUUUGGAGUCUAAUGAAGUCGUAGAUGGGUGGCCAGCCAACCGUUGGAUGCAACCACAGCCAUUCACUAGUCGUGCACAGACUCCGCGUGAUGUGGUUCAGACAUGCUUACGGAGCAGCAGAGAUAAUCGGAGGCAACAAAGUGGAUCUUCGGAUUAAACCACGAAGAGGAGAUACCCUUGCAGAGUUACAGAACAACUUUAUAUGUAAACUAAAGUAGAAGAAAACUUUUGCGGCUAAUAAGUUCAAAGAAUGUACCUGGAAAAGGUUUCAAGCACACAAUUUUAUCGGGCCGGUUCCGAUUUUUGUUAAAUAACUUAUGGUUUCCAGCCUUUUUAAAUUGCCAUUUGGCUUCCGAUACUUUAAAGUCAAAAUUGUACGAGUUUUUUCUGUUUAAUGAAUUUAUAAUAUGUGAAACGUAGGACCAGAACAUUUAAAAAUGCUGAAUUACGAAAACUGUUAAAAUUCAUUUGUUUGAUUUGAUUGAUAUUUAUUGUCUUCACAUUAAUCAAAAUAAUCAUGCCUGAAAUACUUCUAUAUUAAUAUUAAAGACUCCUAGAAUUCCCAAGCACCUCAGAAAUCAGUCACAAGUCUAUAAACCAAAAUAACAUCACCCGUUCUGCAAGGGUAAAUGAGUUCUUCUCGAAUCCACUUACAAAAUGCACAAGCAAGCGCACUGGUAAUUUUUAUAAAAAUUGCCCUAAUUAAUUUUAGAUAUGAAAUCAAAUUUUUAUGUAUUAUGCCCACUUUUCUAUAACGGAGACUGAAGCAGCUUUGCUUUUAUAUCGGAUAUGUAUAUAGAUAUGUUAGCAUGGGUAUAUGCUUGCCGAACCAAGCACAAUUAAAAGACUAUUUAUCACGCUAACACAGCCCAGAUAUCCAUGUGAAAUCCCUUUGCCAAUUUGCUUUGGCCAAAUGUGCAAUUAAUUAUUCAGCUUAUAUAAUUAUUAACUAAUUGCAAGUCAUGUCAAAGCAUAAUUUGACUCGAUUCUUUGUAGACCAAUGCUCACAUUUUAUGCAAAAAAAUCUGUAGCUAGAGCACAUGGAUCACGUAAAUCAUUUAUGUAAGCCGAAUAUGAGAAUAUAAUUAAAUAAUCCUAAGCUUAUUAAUUACUGUAUUUUAAAUUGUAAUGACUCAUUAAAAUA